GCGCUCUCCCUCUCUCUCAGCCCAGCCUGUGGGGGGAGCACUUUUGGGGACUGAUGCAGACCCCACCUCAGAUCUUCACUGUCAGUGCCUGUGCCUGGGUCAGCAAUUUUUGUCGCUUUCGAGAAAUCGGGGCAGCCGAAUCUCUGGAGGUGCCAGAAAAGAUGUCAGUUAGUGUCCACGAGAACCGCAAGUCACGAACGAGCACAGGCUCCAUGAAUAUCUCCUUGUUCCACAAGCCCUCCCAUCCAGACAGUGUGCUCACCCACCUCAACACCCUCCGCAAGCAGUGCAUGUUUACGGAUGUCACGCUCUGGGCAGGCGACCGCUCUUUCCCUUGCCACCGUGCUGUGUUGGCCGCCUGUAGUCGCUACUUUGAGGCCAUGUUCAGCGGAGGGCUUCGCGAAAGUCUCGACAGCGAGGUCAAUUUCCGUGAUAGCGUCCACCCCGAGGUACUGGAGCUGCUGUUAGACUUCGCCUACUCGUCACGAGUCAUCAUCAACGAGGAGAACGCAGAGUCGUUGCUGGAGGCGGGAGAUAUGCUGCAGUUCCACGACAUUCGCGAUGCAGCUGCGGAGUUCCUCGAGAAGAACCUGCAUUCGUCCAAUUGCCUUGGCAUGAUGCUCCUCUCUGAUGCUCAUCAAUGCAAGCGCCUGUACGAACUCUCGUGGAGGAUGUGCCUUGUCCACUUUGAAGCCGUCAGAGACACGGAGGACUUCUACAGCCUUUCUAAAGACAAGCUCCUGGACCUCAUUCUGAGCGACGAGCUGGAAAUAGAGGACGAGCAAAUCGUGUUCAAUGCCGUCAUGCGCUGGGUCCGGUACGAUCUGGACAGUCGGAGGGACUACCUCCCUGAGCUACUUAGAGGCGUCCGUUUAGCCCUGCUACCUUCUGAGUGUCUGAUUGAAGCAGUGGCUUGUGAGGAGCUGGUCAUUUCAGACAAACGGAGCAGACAGAUAGUGGACGAGGCUAUGCAGUGCAAAAAAAAAAUCCUGCAGAAUGAUGGCGUGGUCACCAGUCCCUGCGCCAGACCUCGUAAAGCAGGUCACACUCUGCUUAUUCUCGGUGGUCAGACCUUCAUGUGUGAUAAGAUCUAUCAAGUGGACCAUAAAGCAAAAGAAAUCAAUCAAUCAGACCUGCCUAGUCCUAGGAAAGAGUUCUAGUGCAUGUGCAUUGGAUGCAAGGUUGUCGUGACAGGUGGUAGAGGCUCAGAGAAUGGAGUAUCCAAGGAUGUGUGGAUAUACGACACAUGUCACGAGGAAUGGUCCAAAGGUGCUCCCAUGUUAAUUGCGCGCUUCGGUCAUGGCUCAGCCGAAUUGGAAAACUGCUUAUACGUAGUAGGAGGACACACAGCAAUAGCAGGUGUCUUCCCAGCCUCACCCUCUGUGUCCCUUAAGCAGGUGGAGCGGUAUGAUCCGCUUACCAACAAGUGGACGAUGAUGGCACCUCUGAGGGACGGUGUCAGUAAUGCGGCGGUGGUCAGUGCUAAGCUGAAGCUGUUUGUCUUUGGUGGUACCACCAUCCACAGGGACAAAGCUUCCAAAGUCCAGUGUUACGACCCCAUCGAGAACCGCUGGACCAUCGCAGCCGAGUGCCCGCAGCCCUGGCGUUACACGGCGGCUGCCGUUCUGGGCAGCCAGAUUUUCAUUAUGGGCGGGGACACGGAAUUCACAGCCGCUUCCGCCUACCGUUUUGACUGUGAGACAAACCUAUGGACGCGGGUGGGCGAUAUGACCUCUAAGCGAAUGAGCUGCCAUGCAGUAGCCUCUGGUAACAAACUCUAUGUGGUUGGGGGCUACUUUGGGACACAGCGCUGCAAAACACUGGACUGUUACGAUCCAACAUCAGAUAGUUGGAACAGUAUUACAACUGUGCCUUACUCACUGAUUCCUACUGCAUUUGUUAGCACCUGGAAGCAUCUUCCCGCCUAGUAACUUCCCGGAAACAGUUGGUAGACUAAACCCAGGUGCCGCACACUACUCCGGACACAGUGAACAGGACGGGGCAUUGCUGGAACUGUCUUUUAGGUCGGCCCAGGGAAGUUCAGCGUGUGCCCAAUGAGAACAUGGCUGCAGUGUGGUUGGUCAUGUCUCUUUCACUGAACGUCACUCAAAAACAAACCAGCUGCCCACCUCCAAGAGCAACAGCAGGGUGUAGCAGAACAAAAAAGGUCUUUGGGGAGAAGUGUCACAAGUUUGGACAUCUCAUCACAGCACAAAGCUAAAACUCCAUGUCAGUGCUUCUCUUCUGUUACCAUAAAGAGGCGCACUUACACACUGACCUCAGCCCUGGUUUUCUUUUUUCUUUUUUUUCUUUUCUUUUUUAGGACUGUUUUGAAAUGUAUUUGUGUAGUGAACACUUUUGCAACCCAUAAAGGCAAUUGGCGAAGAACAUUCCAAUAGGGAACUCAGGAGUCCAGGCCAACUACAAGGAUUACCAAAAAAAAAAAAAAAAGGCAAGCAAUGCAUGAAUAUCACUAUGCCAUCACAAAGCUUAAUUUUUCAGUAUAUGCUUAAUGUUGGUUUCCCUUGCCUCAAGGGACUUCUGGAUGUUACAUUAUGACCAUUACGUUCAGUCAGACCUCUGCUUCAUGCAAACAGAGAAAAAUACAAAAUAUCCCAUUGGGGAAACGCAGGUUUAACAUCGAAGGCAUGACUGAGUGGUAAACUGUUUAUACUACUUAUAUUUAUUUGCUAUCUGUGAAAUACAAUGUAACCUGGAACUUAUAUAGAUCCACAGCACUAUCUACAAUAGUGGACUUCCUGCUUUUUUGAACAUCCCCUGAUUACUAAAGAUACAAGAGUAAGAAAUGCAUUGCCUGUGAUGUGUUAGGAAAAAAAAAUUGAGAAAUUGCACAUGUCUCUAUGAGGUUGAUACUGGUCAAUGAGGGUACUUAAUGCUUUGUUACUGGACUUUUUUCUGAUUUGAAUGAAUUUGGAAAUGAGAACUCAGAAGGAAAGGGCCUGUUUUCCAGCCCUGAUAUAGUCUUACAAACUGUUUUUAAGGGAUUUUUGAAGAGGAGGUAUUGGAACUGUUUUUAAAUAGUAAUGAAACACUUUUAAACUUUUUUGUCAUCAUCAUAUGAAGGCAUUUCUGGGAAACCGUAUUUGAUCCUGAAUGCCCUCUUGUGAAUUGGAUUCGUGGUGCCUAAUAAUGGUAGAAAUGUUUUGUCGUUAAUUCACUCUGCUCAAGGGUUUGAAUAAAUGACUUUUUGA
Molecule: messenger RNA, 3212 nt
Organism: Chanos chanos (milkfish)
Lineage: Eukaryota; Metazoa; Chordata; Actinopteri; Gonorynchiformes; Chanidae
Gene: enc2
Product: ectodermal-neural cortex 2
Biological process (GO): ubiquitin-dependent protein catabolic process
Cellular component (GO): cytoplasm; Cul3-RING ubiquitin ligase complex
Molecular function (GO): protein binding
Source: RefSeq, a predicted model, not a curated record